CGCCCAAUUUUCAGUCGGCGAAAUUGGCAAGAGUCCCUCGCCGCCCCCCGCCAGCUAGGGUCAGCACAGGCCAAUAGGUGAGUUGCGACAAGAAGGGUCAGCUAGCUCAUCGGAUCGUCGGCGCUCCAAAGCUUGUGAACCCUUUUCUUUCGCUCUGCUUUGUAUUCUUCCUCUCUCCCCAAUCGUCUUUCUUCCUCAGCGAGGUGUGCAUAUGUACUGGAUACUGACUGGCCACGAUGACAAUGACAGGCCUGCACGAGGAGGAGGGCCUCUACGGAGCUUCAGUCGACGCCGUCGACGUUCGGAACGGGCGCGCAUUUGGCCUCUCUCCUCGUCGAGUCCAAAGUUCUAGCGUGUCGUACCUCUGCGCAGCCCUCGCUCGCCGCUCGUCUUCCUCGUCGUCCUCGCGCGGGGGCUCGACCGAGACCGAGACCGAGACCGAGACCCAGAAGGAGCAGCAACACCAGCGACUUCGUCUGUGCAAGAUGUCGGGUACGUCGCCAACGGACAGCCUGCCGGGCAGAAGGACCGAGCCAUUAUCGCCGGCCGUCUACAGCGAGGAGCCACCAGUCUCGUUUGAAAGCGCCUUUGCACAGGCUGCAGAUAUGGCGAAGAGCAGGAGCGGCCAAGGAGCGGGGAGCCAGGGCGGGGCGAAGAUGCUCAAUGGCGAGAUUGAAAGCAGCAGGCAGGAUUCUGCAGGAGGCGACAAGGCCGGCGCUGACCAAAAGGGCGGGCCAGCAGGCGGUGGCGGACGGCGCGGUGUGGAAGGCGAGGAGGAAGCGGCCAACGUGCUGAAGAGAGCGCAGAACAACAACCUCGAAGCGGACCUGAUUGCUGCCUCUGCGGCCAGCCGGUUCACCAAGAGCAUGAAGAACAGAACCAUGAGCAACGGCUUGCCCAAGCCAGCGACGGCCGAGUGGAACGAGAGCUACGCCGAGGAAGAAGCCAAGGUCAACCGAGCCUCUGGUGGCGCCGACGGCAUCGGAGGCACAUGCAUUGGCACGGCUGCGACUGGCGACCUGGGCGCCACGACUGAGUUUCCCACGUUGGCCGAGAUCCGAGAGCAGGUGGCCGAAUACGAGGCAGAGUUUGCAGCACGGCAUCCUGGAGAGGCGCUUUCGGGUCGCAUCAUCCACGUCAGCCACUACAUUCCUUUUGUCAUUCGCGCGCUUGCCGAGGUCGACUUUGAGCGAAAGCGCGAGGAGAAGGUUGCCGCCACAGCCAGCGUCGCGGCCAUGGCUGCAGCCGCGCGUGCGCGAAAGGCGGCCCGCCAGGCCGCUCUCGCAGCAGAGGCCGGUGGAGGCAACGAGACCGACUCGCAGCACGGUCCACGCAAGGGCUCCUUUCUCGAGGGAAUGAGCGACACGACGGACAUGGAGAAGAGGCUGGCGGAGAACCAGGCACGGAGCAAGAUGCGCGCAGGCAGACGCGCCUGGAUGAUGACACCCGUCGUCGACGAAGAAGACGACGAGAGCGACAGUGCUGCUCCUGACCGUUUUACACCCGUCGGCUCGCGCAGGAACUCGACGUGGUCCGAGGCAAGUGGGAGACACCUCAGCUUCACGAGCACCGACAACCGGUUCAGCGCCGUCUCGGAUGAGAAUUCGCCGAUGCGGACGCCAAGAAAACUCGUGACGGGCUCGCCUCCGCCACCGCCGCCGCCGCCACCCCAGUGGGUCCUUGCUCCUCGACGGGGUCACACUGCCCUCAACAGCGGUAUUCGCAGUCUCUGCGCCACCCAUGCACAGACCUUUGUCGGCUGGCCCGGUGACAUCCACUUUGCCGCCCAGGCCCUCAACGACGAGCGCAAGGACGCCAGCCAGACGACAGACGAGGAGCGCAGGCAGAUCGAAGACGUCCUCAGCAGCCUCGACGAUGCUCGCAACUGGGCGGCCCAAGACGCACCCGUGACCGCACGUGCUGCCGACGGCCAGUCUUCUACGACGCCAAAGGCCGACGGAGGGGAAACGAGGAUGAGCCGGGUGCCAACCCCGCUGAUGAACGGUGCAGAGCCGAUCCAGAGCGGGGUGAACGACAAAGACGCAGCCGGUCGCAACGACGCCAAUGGCGAGCCCAUCACGGCUCACGGGAUCAAGUACGUCCCUGUCUGGCUCGACAAUGCCGUCGCGCACGGCCACUACGAGGGCUACUGCAAGACGCACCUCUGGCCUCUGUUCCACUACCUCCUCUGGCAGGACGUGCCCGGUGACCGGCGUGUGUGGGACGACUACAGCUGGGAGGCCUACGUGGCCGCAAACGAGGCUUACGCCCAGCGUGUUGCAGAGCAGUAUCGGCCUGGCGAUCUGGUGUGGGUGCACGACUACCAUCUGCUCCUUGUGCCGCAGAUGCUCCGCAAGCUCGUGCCUGACGCCCACAUCGGCCUCUUCAUCCACGCACCCUUUCCCUCGAGCGAGAUUUUCCGCUGUCUGCCUCAGCGCGGCGAGAUCAUCGAGGGUAUGCUCGGCGCUGACCUGGCCUGCUUUCAGGCCUUUUCGUACUCGCGUCACUUUCUCUCAUCGUGCAUUCGAGUCUGCGGCUUGGAGUCCUCGGCCAAUAGUGUCGAGUCGACGACCGGUCACGUCACCAACGUGGCCUACAAUCCCAUUGGUAUCGACGCGGCCAAGAUUGCAAAGGACUGCACAUCACCAGGCGUCAUGCCAAAGAUCGAGGCGAUCCGGGAAAUGUACCGGGGUAAGAAGGUCAUCGUCGGCCGCGACAAGCUCGACGUUGUCCGCGGUGUGAUCCAGAAGCUGCAGGCGUUCCACAAGCUCCUCGAGGAGUUUCCCGAAUGGCGAGACAAUGUCGUCCUCAUCCAGGUCACGGCUCCCUCGCUCAACGAUUCUCCCAUUCUCGAGCGGCAGGUCUCGGAGCUCGUCAGCCACAUCAAUGGCGAAUUUGGCAGCUUGAGCUUCACCCCUGUCCACCACUACCACCAGAUCAUUGAGCGAGACGAGUACUUUGCGCUCCUGAGCGUCGCCGAUUUGGCCAUUGUCAGCUCGCUCCGCGAUGGCAUGACGGCCUCGACGAUGGAGUACGUGGUGGCGCAGCACAUGCUCGGAAGCAAAGCACCCCUCCUGCUCAGCGAGUUUACGGGAAGUGCAGGCCGCCUGCGGUCGGCGAUCCAGAUCAAUCCUUGGGCCACGUUCAGCUGCGCAAAGGCCAUCAACUACGCCCUCAAGAUGCCCCACGAAGAGCGAGAAUCGAGGCACGAUGACCUCUACCACCAGGUCGUCUCGCACACGUCGCACACCUGGGCUGCAUCGCUGGUCAAGCUUCUGGUUCAACGCAUUCUGGGCGAGCAGUCUGCUCAUUUCACCCCGCCACUCAACCGCUCGCUCCUCGUCCAGCGCUACAAAGAGGCCGGCAAGAGGAUGUUUCUGCUCGACUACGAUGGGACGCUGACGCCCAUAGUCAAGGAUCCCGAGGCGGCCCUGCCAUCGAAGAAACUGCUUGAAGCGUUGCAAAAGCUCACGAGUGACGAGCGCAACAUCGUCUACGUCAUCUCGGGCCGUGACGAAACGUUCCUCUCCAAGCACCUUGGCCACUUUGAGCGGAUGGGCUUCUCUGCAGAGCAUGGUGGAUACAUGCGCGAACCGGGCAGCAAGACGUGGAUCAACCUGACAAAGGAACUCGACAUGAGCUGGAUGAACGACAUCAAGGGUGUGUUCGAGUACUUUACUGAGCGCACGUCCGGCGCCAACAUCGAGAUGAAGAAAUCAUCCAUCACCUGGCACUAUCGGAAUGCUGAUCCGGACUACGGCGUGUUCCAGGCCAAGGAGUGCCAGGCCCAUCUGGACAACCUCGUCGCGCAGCAGGGCCUCGCAAUCGAGGUCCUCGUCGGGAAGAAGAAUCUCGAGUGUAGGCCUCUGGCUGUCAACAAGGGCGAAAUCGUCAAGAGGAUCCUGUACCAUCACGCCGAUACCGAGCUCGUCUUCUGUGCCGGUGACGAUCGCACGGACGAAGACAUGUUCAGGACGCUGUGCAACCUCUCGCCCAACUUCCCUGGGAGCGAUAGUCCGAGCACAUCGGCCAAUGACUCGCUCGACUCGCCGGGCCCGGAGCUCUCCAAGAAGCUGGCUGAGGCGCAUCACGAGGAGGCCAAGCUGGCGCCAGGAGGAGGGAACAAGCUGGGUCUGAUUGGUCCCAACUCGCCGGGCACGCCUCCCACUGCUACUCACCAUCAACAGCCUCUGGUCGUCUCGCCACCCGCGCCCCUCUCUGCUGCGACGCCAAUGGGCUCGCCGAAACUGCUCAAGCUCCGACCCGACGCCAUCUUCACCACGACCAUCGGGGCCAAUGGUAAAAAGACAUUGGCCCACUGGCACGUCGACGAACCGCAGAAGGUCAUAGAUGCUUUGGCCGAAAUGGCAGGUAUCCAGGAGGUUCCCAUGGAAGAAGGGGACAACACCCUCUGAGCAACUGCUUUUGUUUUUUCCCCUCUUCUGCAAUCUGCUCCUCGUCUUACUCUCUCUCUCUUUCCAACAUAGACUAGCUUGAGCUCUUUCUCUCUCACAAGCACAUGUGACAAUCAUUAUAGAAGUACAAUUGGAUGCUUUCUGUUCACUCG
Acaromyces ingoldii is the source of this 4567-nucleotide messenger RNA. RefSeq lists its product as hypothetical. Gene Ontology annotation, molecular function: catalytic activity. Gene Ontology annotation, cellular component: alpha,alpha-trehalose-phosphate synthase complex (UDP-forming); cytosol. The transcript has a single exon. The coding region runs from base 243 to 4415 and encodes 1390 amino acids. NCBI's taxonomy places the organism in Eukaryota, Fungi, Basidiomycota, Exobasidiomycetes, Exobasidiales, Cryptobasidiaceae. The record is from RefSeq and is a predicted model, not a curated record. Gene Ontology annotation, biological process: trehalose biosynthetic process.